GCGACAAGGCUCUCCGGCUCGUCUUCAUCGCCGAAGGACGGGUUAAACAGGUUACUCUCACUCAGUCUCUUACUCUCCCUUGUCUCUCCAUUGUAUGCUUCCUAUCAUGCCCAAUUGUGUUGAGAUUUUUGAUUUCAUGUUUCCGACACUUUCUCAGCAACCAAACGUAGGGUAAUGAUUUCAUUCACAUUUAAUUAUCGUAGGUCAGACAAUUUCAGUAAUGUAUUGAGUAUCAAUGGAAGGUGCAGGCUUGAUGGGAUUUGGGGGGCAUCAGUCUUGAGUGAAUAAAAUCUAUCUGGAAUUCCAGAAACCUGUUUAUUUUUCGAGUCCCCAAUGCGUUCAAGGAGAACAAAUUGGUGAUAUGCAGUCUCCUCUGGGAGCCUCUUUGAUAUGUAUAGAAGUCUUGGCCGACAUCGGCUUGCAUAUCGUGCACAAAUAUCCAGCUAUGUUAAAGCAGGUUUGAUUGAUCAAGCUCUCAAAACUUUUGAUGAGAUGACUAAAUCCAAUUGCCGUGUGUUUAGUAUUGACUACAAUAGAUUUAUUGGAGUGUUGGUUCGUCAAUCUCGAUUUGAUUUGGCAGAGCAGUAUUACUAUAGAAUGAUACCACAAGGCUUUUCUUUGAAUUCAUUUACAUAUUCAAGGUUCAUUUCUGGUUUGUGUAAGGUGAAGAAUUUUGUCCUUAUUGAGAAACUUCUAGAGGACAUGGAUAGGCUUGGAUAUGUGCCUGAUAUCUGGGCUUAUAAUAUAUAUCUGAAUCUUUUGUGCUGUGAGAACCAGCUAGAUGUGGCUCUAGGGGUAGUGCAGACCAUGGUUGAAAAGGGAAGAGAGCCUGAUAUUGUAACCUAUACCAUAGUCAUCAAUGGGCUGUGUAGAGCAGGAAGGUUUGAUUCUGCUGUUGAAAUUUGGCGUAAUAUGGUUAGAAAGGGGUUUAGUCCUGAUGAAAAAGCUUGCAGGGCACUUGUCCUUGGUUUGUGUCAUGAUGGGAAGGUUGAUUUAGCUUAUGAGCUCACGGUGGGUGCAAUGAGGGGACGAAUUAAGUUUAGUAAGUCAAUUUACAAUUCUCUUAUCAAUGGGUUUUGUCAGGCUGGUCGGAUUGACAAAGCACAAUCGAUUAUAUCCUUCAUGAGAAGGAAUGGAUGUGAGCCAGAUUUGGUUACAUACAAUGUGCUGCUAAACUACUGUUGUGAUGAGCUCCUGCUGGAGGAGGCUGAGAAUUUGAUGAAGAAGAUGGAAAGGAGUGGGGUGGAACCCGAUGUAUAUAGUUACAAUGAACUUCUUAAGGGCCUUUGUAAAGCUAACCGGUUAGACAAGGCUUAUAUGAUGAUGGUGAACAAGAUGGAGGCCAAAGGAUUGUGUGAUGUUGUAUCCUACAAUACCAUCAUUAAAGCGCUUUGCACGGCGUCCCAUACUAAAAGGGCAUACAAGUUAUUUGAGGAGAUGGGUGGAAAGGGGAUUACUCCUGAUGUGGUGACCUUUACCAUACUUAUAAAAGCUUUUCUUAGAGAAGGUAGUUCAAACAUAGCCAAGAAGCUUCUUGAUCAGAUGACAGGAUUGGGUUUGUUACCAGAUCGUGUACUGUAUACUACAAUUGUUGAUCACCUGUGUAAGACUGGGAAAAUGGGGAUGGCUCACAGUGCUUUUUGUGACAUGGUAGAGAGUGGGAUAACUCCUGAUGUAGUUUCAUACAAUGCCCUCAUAAAUGGGCUUUGCAGGGCUUCCAGAGUAAGUGAAGCCAUGCAUCUAUAUGAGGAUAUGCAUACUGGAGGACCUUGUCCUGAUGAGGUGACUUUUAAAUUGAUCAUAGGGGGGCUCAUACGGGAAAAGAAGCUCUCAGUGGCCUGUAGGGUGUGGGAUCAGAUGAUGGAGAAGGGCUUUACUCUUGAUGGAGCUGUUUCUGAGACUCUAGUUAAUGCCAUCCAUUCAAAUGAUGCAUCCUGCAUGAAUAUCUGAAAUGGUUUGACUGGCUUCAUUCAUUUGGAACAUGCAUAUGACUAAGGAAUCCCUUGAAAAAGUAACCCACAAAAGUUCUACUGAGUUGGAGAGUGUUCCCUUCUACCCUUAUCAGACAAGUUCGCAGGAUUUGGAUUUUGAAGUAAUGUAUCAAACACAUCCCAUACAUUACCCAUGCUGUGAGGUGCCUUUCAGAGAGUGACAACAGUCAGCUUUCUGGAUUAUUUCAAGAACUAAACUCAUCUACUAGAAACCAUUCAUAUUCUUAGGCAUGCAUUGAGGCCAUCGAGGUUCUUAGGCUGGCCGGAGAAAUCUCAGAAACAAAUCAAUUGUUGAGAACUGGAGGGGAGGACCACCAUUUAUGUCAAAUCUAAGCAAGGAAUCUAAGUGCUGAGAGGUUGAAAAAGGAAAAAGAAGGAAGUAAUUUAAAGGGUGGACAUCGAGCAGUGACCUCAUCAAAUUGACCGCAAUCCAGUUAGUUGCAUUGUUUACUGAUCUUAAUAGGAAAGAUCAUAUCUGCAUGCUGAUUUUAAGAGGGAAGGUAAUUCCUAAUCCUAAGGAUGGUCAAGGAGUCAGAUACAUCUCAGCAAUGUGAGUCAAUCAUUCUACAGCGAGGUUAAAAUGAUUCCACAAAAAAAGAUGAAAGAUUUGAGCAACCGUCUUUUGAUGAUUGCUUGAUCUGUUCUCAACCAUGAAGUUUCAGCCCUGAUAUUCCUCAACUGAAUUACCAAUUAAAUCAUUGACCUUUAGCGAACUAAACUAUUCUAGCCAGAAAACAAUUUACUCUCUUCUGCAGAGCAGGUUUUUCUACUGUGCAGCUACAUUGAAGAAUGCAUUCAUUGAAUUCUGCGGAGAGACUCCACCCCCCCCCCUCUUUUCACAAGUCUCAUUGAAGCAGAAUGAAGUGAUUUUUUGAUGUAUGUGUCCCCAUAAUGUCCCAACUAGGAUGAUUUUAGAUUUUAGAGACUACUUAUGUUAUUUGAAACUAAAUUUGGGGAAAGGCAACUUAUUUGCUUCUGGUUUGUGGGUUGCGCCCCUUUUGUUAGGUGCUGAUUAAAUCUAUUUAUUGCAUAUAAAAUGGCAACUUUUUUGCUUCUUAA
This is a messenger RNA of Vitis riparia (riverbank grape), 3050 nucleotides long. Its product is annotated as pentatricopeptide repeat-containing protein At1g13040, mitochondrial. Bases 391 to 1950 code for a protein of 519 amino acids. The record is from RefSeq and is a predicted model, not a curated record. Lineage: Eukaryota; Viridiplantae; Streptophyta; Magnoliopsida; Vitales; Vitaceae. Gene Ontology annotation, molecular function: protein binding. The transcript is spliced from 5 exons.